UCACUUCCGUAUAUACGUUUCCGGUGGAAAUGAACCAAUGGUGAUUGACUUCAUGCAACUUCACGAUAUUGCGUUUCGGUUAUGCAAAAUUAUUUGCUAGCAAGUGUGGUGCACGAAAAUUAACCGGAGCAGUUAAGGUUCAUUCCGGUGCGCAUAAUUUGCAAGAACGAAACGCAGGUGCCAGCGGCCGGUCUGCGGCCAACUUCGUGUGGAAAGCGCGUGCGCUCAUUGGCUCUGCGCAACGCAGCUCAUCCCGUUCCGUUCCAAUAGCAGCCGGGCGGGGAUUGUUCCUGAGCUCAUUCACUUCACUUCCGCAUCGUUCAUUCGGCGACGCCAUAGAAGUUAUUAUAAACUCUUGUGUUUCUCUUUAGCUUUGCAUCUUCGCCAUUUUGUUUGCACAGUGUUUCGAGCUUUUACUAACAAUUUUCAGGUGUUUAACGUGUGUUUAACCAUAGCAAUAAUAGUGGAAAUUGACGGCACGUUCAGCGAUCACUAAAUUAGUGAUAAUUGUGUCAGAUUGUAUAGUUUAAACUGCCAGCUUCAAUCUUCUGGCUGGGCUUCGCUAUUGGUUUUCUGUGCUUGAAGCCUGAACAGCACUUUAUAUUAUUGUGUGCAAUUUGUAAUUUUUUUGAGGAAGUCGUGUUGUGUGUCACAAUAUGGCCGACGACGAUCUCAAAAGGUUAAGAGCGGCCAGGGGACAAUCAAAGGCGGCCAUUACAAGGAUGAUGGCCUUUAAGGCGACAGCGGAGGCUGCUUCUAGCAGCGAUGCGGACCCUCUGCUAUACCAGCAGAAGAAUGAUAGGCUUGAAAAGACGUUUCAAGAAUAUAAGGAACUCAACCUUGAAAUUUCAUUGUUGGACCCUGCGGAUUCCGAACGUGUUGAGGACUUCGAGGAGAAAUAUGAUCUGCUCAAAUCGUUCUAUGCGGGUGUAGUAAACAAGGCAUUGGACGCCUCUACGUCGAGCGUCUCACCGCAACCAUCCUUUUCGUCUCCUGGAGGCUGUAAUGCCUCGCCAUUUAGGCUGCCUCCAAUAAAUCUGAAAGUGUUCGCGGGAGAGGUAGGUGAAUACCAGAGUUUCAUUUCACUCUUUAACAGCGUCAUUGAUGCAGAUGUAAAAUUGAAGGCUUGUGAAAAGCUAUAUUAUUUGAAAACUUAUUUAAGUGGAGAGGCCUUAGCGCUAAUUAAUUAUUUACCUCUCACAACUGAAUCUUACCCCAUUGCCAUUGAUCUUUUAAAGCAAAGGUAUGAUAAUCAAAAGCAGGUAGUUAAUCAUCACAUUGUGUCCAUACUAGAUUUACCGCCCAUGCAAAGGGCAUCUGCAGGAUGCAUAAGAAAUUUGGUUUCAGCUACUAGGCAACAUUUAGGUGCGCUAACAAAUUUAAAUGCCCCAGUUUCUCAGUGGGAUUUAAUUGUAGUUGCAAUCUUGCAAAGGAAACUUGACCAAUAUACACUUAGGGCUUACCAUUUGGAAAACCAAGGCAACAAUGAAUUACCAAAGUUACAUGAUUUUUUAACAUUUUUAGAGCAACGGGCUGCUGCCUUGGAGUCCCUGGGAGAGCGGACGCCUUCAGGGCGCCGGUCUAGUUUAGUUGCAAGUAGUGUUAAAGUGGCCAAGCCGCUUAAGUCGGGUAUAAACAAAUGCGCUUUUGCCGGAGCAGCUGCCAGCCCUGCCUAGCAAGCUGAUCCUGCAGAAUACACGCUUUGGGUUUAUCGUUGCUGGAUUGGCUGGUGCUUCCGACACAGCCCCGGUAUCCAACUUAGUAUCAAAUUAUUGCUGUCAACAGCUAACACACAACAGUGACAUAGGUAAA
Messenger RNA from Leguminivora glycinivorella, 1812 nucleotides. RefSeq lists its product as uncharacterized. NCBI's taxonomy places the organism in Eukaryota, Metazoa, Arthropoda, Insecta, Lepidoptera, Tortricidae. The transcript is spliced from 3 exons. The coding region runs from base 657 to 1676 and encodes 339 amino acids. The record is from RefSeq and is a predicted model, not a curated record.